Molecule: messenger RNA, 900 nt
Organism: Venustampulla echinocandica
Lineage: Eukaryota; Fungi; Ascomycota; Leotiomycetes; Helotiales; Pleuroascaceae
Product: RNA-binding, RBD
Exons: 6
Coding region: 1-900 (299 amino acids)
Cellular component (GO): cytoplasm; nucleus; ribonucleoprotein complex
Molecular function (GO): mRNA binding
Source: RefSeq, a predicted model, not a curated record
AUGACAGAGGUUUCUUCCACCAGGUUAUACCUGGGUAACCUUCCACGAAAUGCUACCAAGGCUGAUGUGGAAGCUCAUUUCAACACCCAUGGCACUGGCGAAAUCACCGAGAUCAAGCUGAUGAACGGCUUCGGAUUCAUCGAAUACAAAGAUGCUAUGGACGCGCGUGAUGUAGUUCCUGCCUUCCACGGCUCGGACUUUAUGGGCGAGCGCUUGACCGUGCAAUUUGCACGAGGUACUCGCAAUCGCGACUCUUUUGCCAAUAAUGAGCAUACUGCUCCUCGCCCUCGCCGUACCCCCCAUCGUAUGCAGAUAUCUGGACUUCCAGGUGAAACCAGCUGGCAGGAUCUCAAAGAUUUUGCCCGCCAAUCCAGCCUUGACGUCGUCUAUUCCGAGACCGGCCGUGACCGAGACGGCAAAGGCUUCGUUGAGUUUGAAACUGCUGCGGAUCUCAAGACUGCAGUAGAUAAACUUGAUGGCCGUGAGUUCAAGGGCGUUCGUGUGACCUGUGUAGCCGACACACAACCGGACAUCCCUCGUGAUCGUGCCCGGUCUCGCUCGCCCACGCGCCGACCUUACCCUGAUGACUAUGAUCGACGUGGACCACCCCGUGGAUACAGCCCUCGUCGUGAUGCCUACCGUGACAGGAGCCCCCCACGACGGGGUUACUACGACGAUGACCGUGGCCGCUACCGUUCUCCACCUAGAGCUCGUGGCCCUGUUGAUGAUUAUCCGCCCCCUCGCGGUCGAUUUGAUGAUCCUUACCGCCGUGACUAUCCACCAGACCCUUACGUUAAUGGCCAUGGCAGGCCACCCUAUGAGCGAGGCCCACCAAGGGAUUAUCCACCAAGGGAGCGCCGUGGUUAUGCAGAUGAUUAUCCCCCCAGCCGUUAUUGGUAA